Leishmania mexicana MHOM/GT/2001/U1103 is the source of this 708-nucleotide messenger RNA. RefSeq lists its product as hypothetical. The transcript has a single exon. Bases 1 to 708 code for a protein of 235 amino acids. Lineage: Eukaryota; Euglenozoa; Kinetoplastea; Trypanosomatida; Trypanosomatidae. The record is from RefSeq and is a predicted model, not a curated record.
AUGGGCUACGGGACUCGCUUGUCGAUUCUACCGCUUUGCGGAGGAUGCCGCCGCUGGUUCUCGGGGUGCGGCACUGGGAGCAUCCUCGGCACAACUACCAUGUCCGGCAAUCUUCUGAAGACGCUCCAGGAGGAUCUAAGAAACGAGAAUGAGUUGCGCACGAAAGGGAUAGGCGAGACACUGCAAAACUACGUGCACCGCGCAGAGCUCUCUCACAUGGAGAGUCCGGAGGCAGAUGAAGCGUUCUCAAAGAGCUUGGAUGCCAAGGUCGACGAUCUCUUUGCGCACAUUCCCCUCCCACAGGACCCCAUGAAGGUAGCCCUAGCACUGACGGAUGAGGAAGUGAAGGAGGAGGCCGCUGCUGAGUUUGUGAAAGAGGCGGUGCGGGAGAUGUACUGGCGAAAACUGGAUGCUAAACAGGCUGAAGAACUGCGCCUCAAGGGAGCAGAAAAGAAGCUUCAAAAGCAAGGUGCGAGCCAAUACUUCGAAGAGCGGCGCGAAGAAGAAAGACUUCGGGAGCGCGCAAGUACACAAUUGGUCGCCCAACCGCUCGCAGUAGAGCCCCAUUCUCCGGUGGGGAAGGUGGUCACCGCGUCGCCUCUCCAGAAUCUCGAUUCCACGCUGUCAGCGGAGGAGUUGCGCGAAGAGCUGGCUGCAAUGAAGGCGAAUGUGUCUCGACUGGAGGAGCUGCUGCGUUAUAAGACAUAA